AUGGAGGAGGCUGAUAGUAGUGGAGGAGGUUCAGGUGAUAUUGGGGGUUACGUAGGAGGAGGAGGUGAUAUAGCUGCCGGUGGAGGAGGUUCAGGUGAUAUUGGGGGUUACGUCGGAGGAGGAGGUGAUAUAGCUGCCGGUGGAGGAGGUUCAGGUGAUAUUGGGGGUUACGUCGGAGGAGGAGGUGAUAUAGCUGCCGGCGGCAGAGGUAAAAACAAGGGUAAAAAUAUCCCUAACCAAGCCAGAGUCGACGCAGAAAUACGACGGGAACAAGUGAGGAAAAGACAACUUGAUAUUGACUUGGCAGGUCCCGCUCAUCAGCUUCCACCACAGGAUUAUGGUGAUGGUAGUCAAAUGCUUAUACACUGGGUUCUCACUUAUCCAGAUCUACUUUCGGAAAUUUAUAAGCAAGAAAGAGAUGAUUGCUGGGCCAUCUCUCUGUGUGCGAUCUUGCUAUUUCACCUCAACAAAGAUCGUCCUACCAAUCAACACCGUGCAGUGGACAUCGAAAACUUUAUCAGGGAUGUAAAAUUUUCGCCUGCGGCCGUCAAAUCCAAAAAGAAGUUCAACGCAAUGGACUAUGCUGUUGGCUCUUUGAGGAAAGCCAUCGAUUACCUACAUAGCCCAGGAAUAGGAAAGGCUGAUGGGAGAAAGGGAUCUAAAGCUUCUACUUUUAAAAGUGAAUUUCGUAAGAAAGAUAAUGCUUCCCCUGAGUUCAUUGCUGACCUUGUGCAAACAAAUGGUCUUGUUGGCAUCAUUGUUGCUUUGGAUGUGGACUUCACUGAUUACGCGGGGGGAAUUCUAGUGUUACGCAAACCAUUAAGAGACUCCGGUCUUUUAAGACAUGCCCUUGUAAUUGUCGCGCAUGGGAGAAUGGAAGAUGGAGCAUUAUUCUUCAUUUUGCAAAACUCAUGGGGGUCUGGAUGGGGUGCUAACGGCUACGCGAGAGCUAUUUUUGAUGGUGAUUCCGACAUCUUUUAUCUACACAAGCUUUUAGAUUGAGACCAAACAUUGUUCUUCUGAACACAUUUGUGAUCCUCUCUUAUUUUGGAAAACGCUUUUAGA
Molecule: messenger RNA, 1065 nt
Organism: Capsella rubella
Lineage: Eukaryota; Viridiplantae; Streptophyta; Magnoliopsida; Brassicales; Brassicaceae
Product: cathepsin L-like proteinase
Exons: 5
Coding region: 1-1002 (333 amino acids)
Biological process (GO): proteolysis
Molecular function (GO): cysteine-type peptidase activity
Source: RefSeq, a predicted model, not a curated record